Quercus lobata is the source of this 1752-nucleotide messenger RNA. RefSeq lists its product as uncharacterized. The record is from RefSeq and is a predicted model, not a curated record. Lineage: Eukaryota; Viridiplantae; Streptophyta; Magnoliopsida; Fagales; Fagaceae. The transcript has 3 exons. Bases 1 to 1752 code for a protein of 583 amino acids.
AUGUGUCCUUCUGCAGCUGGGUACCCUGAUUUUUAUGCUGAGCAAGCAAAUGCACUGAAUAAUUAUGGAAAACCAUUUGCUAGUCCAUUUUCAGAGACAUACAAUCCAAAUUGGAGGAACCAUCCUAAUUUCUCAUGGAGGCAAAGUCAGCCUCCCACAAAUGUAGGUGGACAACAAGUGCAUCAACAAAGUCAAUUUCGUCCACCUACUCAAGCAUAUCCUCCCAUUCCUCAAUCAACACCUCAGUUUGUAACACCACCAAGACAACAACCAUCUUUGGAGGAGUCUCUCAAAACUUUCAUGCAGUCAACUAGCCAAGCCAUUCAAGAGAUGAAAAGUUCCACCCAUUUGAAUACUCAAGCUAUUUCAAAGUUGGAAAAUCAAGUUGGCCAGUUAGCAACCCAAGUUGGAGAAAGGGAAAAAGGAAAGUUUCCUAGUCAACCUAUACCUAACCCAAAAGGACAGUAUGCCAUCAAUGGUUCUUCUAGUUCUACUCAUGGACAAGAACAUGUUCAGUCUAUUACUACCCUUAGGUCUGGUAAGCAAGUUGAUAAUCAAGUGAAAAUGCCAGAAGUGGAGGAUGAUGAAAAUAUUAUGUUAAAGGAAAAAGGAACUCAUAGUUCACAUGAUGAUCAUAGAGAAAAGAAGGACAACCCACCCGCCACUCCAAUUCAGGAUCUUAAUUCCCCCCUUGAUAAGAGGUUUGUUCCUAAAGCUUCAUUUCCUCAAAGGUUAAUCAGUCCUCAGAAAAGUGCACAAUUUGGAGACAUUUUAGAGGUCUUUAAGCAGGUGCAAAUAAACAUUCCAUUUCUUGAUGCAAUUCAGCAAGUUCCUGCUUAUGCCAAAUUUCUAAAAGAUCUUGUGACAAUGAAGAGAAAGACAAAUGUCCCUAAAAAGGCAUUUUUGACCGAGCAAGUCAGUUCAAUCAUUCAGAAUAAAUAUCCAGUGAAAUGUAAGGACCCUGGAUCUCCUACAAUUUCAUGUAGGAUUGGGGAUCAUCUCAUUGAGCGAGCUUUGCUAGAUUUGGGGGCAAGUGUGAACUUAUUGCCAUAUUCAGUAUACUUACAGCUAGGUUUGGGGGAUUUAAAACCAACAACCAUGACACUUCAAUUAGCUGAUAGGUCUGUGAAAAUCCCUAGAGGUCGCCCUUUCUUAGCCACAUCCAAUGCUUUGAUCAAUUGUCGGAGUGGUGUGAUGAAGAUUUCUUUUGGGAAUAUGACUGUUGAGCUUAAUAUUUUUGACAUAAGUAAGCAAGUACUAGACAAUGAGGAUAUAUGUGAGGUUAACAUGAUUGGGAGCCUAGUCCAUGAUACUUUCCUACAAUCAAGUUGUGAGGAUCCCCCAAAUGCUUGCUUAACCCGUUUUGAUUGUAAUUUGGAUACUGAAAAAUCAAUUGAGGAGGUCAAUGCAUUGUUGGAUUCUAUUCCUCUCUUAAGUAUUGAUAGCUGGCAGCCAAAAGUGAUCCCUCUUCCACUUUCUUCAUCCCUAUUCCCAUCUAUUGUAGAACCACCAAAGUUGGGUGAAUUUUGGGAACACCAAUUGAUAAGUAUACUUCAAGAGUAUAAGGAAGCUAUAGGUUGGAAAAUUGCUGAUAUUAAGGGUAUUAGUGCUUCUGUGGUUAUGCAAAGAAUUCACUUGGAAGACACUGCAAAAGCUUCUCAACAUGUUUUUGACCCAGGACUCUUUAGGGCAAAAUUCAGGGAGGCUGAGGCUGAGGCAGAGGCAGAGGCUAGUGCUAAGGCUGAGGGCUGA